AUGGCUGCCACACGAGCUUCUGGACUGCUGAACUCCCAGCUUCGCAGCGCUUCCUGCAUCACAUCUGUUGGACGCAGAGCUGGUGCUGCAUCGGCUGUGGGACUGUCUACACGAUUGAGCAUUCCUGCGACAAGGACGACAACCAGAAUGGCGACUUUUGCUGCCUUCAAGGUGCCCAAGGUGGCCAACGAGCCCAACCAACACUACGCCAAAGGCUCAGCGCAGCGCGAGGGCCUGACUGCUGCGAUCGAGACACUCAACAAGCAGGUUCCUUUGGAGGUGCCAAUUGUCGUUGGUGGAAAGGAGAUCAAGACAGGUAGCGUUGGAAAGCAGUUCAACCCCGCAGACCAUGGUACCACCGUCGCGAAGUACCAUCAGGCAUCGCCAUCCGAUGUCCAGGCCGCAAUCAAGUCUGCCCUUGCGGCCAAGCCCGCAUGGGAGUCGCUUCCUUUCGCCGACCGCGCUGCCGUCUUUCUAAAGGCCGCCGACCUUAUCUCUACCAAAUAUCGCUAUGACAUCAUGGCUGCGACCAUGAUCGGCCAGGGCAAGAACGCUUGGCAGGCCGAGAUCGAUGCCGCCGCCGAGCUGGCCGACUUCUUGCGCUUCAACGUUCAGUACGCCGAAGAGCUGUACGCCCAACAGCCAGUGCACAACUCUCCCAAUGUCUGGAACAGAGUCGAGUACAGGGCUCUGGAGGGUUUCGUGUACGCCGUCAGCCCAUUCAACUUCACAGCCAUCGCCGGUAACCUGCCCGGUGCUCCCGCCCUUCUCGGCAACGUCGUUGUCUGGAAACCAAGUGACUCUGCCAUUCUGUCGAACUGGUUGGUGUACAACAUCCUGAUUGAGGCCGGUUUGCCGCGCGACGUUAUCCAAUUCGUGCCCGGCAAUCCCGAAGAGGUCACCAAGGUGGUUCUGGAGCACAGGCAGUUCGCAGCUCUGCACUACACUGGUAGCACUGCUGUUUUCCGUAAGCUGUAUGGUGCUAUUGGCGCUGGUGUCGCCGAGGGCCGUUACCAAUCGUACCCGAGAAUCGUUGGCGAGACGGGAGGCAAGAACUUCCACCUCAUCCACCCGUCUGCGGAUAUCGACAACGCUGUCAAGCAGACUAUUCGCGGAGCUUUUGAGUUUCAGGGUCAGAAGUGCAGUGCAACUUCAAGAGCCUAUGUCCCCAAGUCGGUUUGGCCCAAGUUCAAGGAGGGCUUGGUCAACGAGGUGAACAAGAUCACCAUCGGCAACCCUGCUGACCACGGCAACUUUAUGGGCCCUGUCAUCCACGAUGCUUCGUUCAAGAAGUUGUCCGGUGUGAUUGAUGACGCCAAGAACGAUAAGGAACUCACCCUUGUCGCGGGCGGCAAGUAUGAUAAGUCCAAGGGCUUCUUCGUGCACCCUACCAUCUACGAGACGACCAACAAGAACCACAAGCUGUUGUCGACAGAGCUCUUCGGACCCGUGCUCACCAUUUACGUUUACGAUGAUACCACAAACCCCGUCGGCGCCUUCUCCGAGGUCUGCGACUUGGUCGACUCGACUGGUGAGUAUGGCCUGACUGGCUCCAUCUUCGCCGCAGACCGGGCGGCGGUGCAGUUCGCUGAGGAUAAGCUGCGCAACUCUGCGGGCAACUUCUACAUUAACUGCAAGAGCACUGGCGCAGUCGUUGGUCAGCAGCCCUUCGGUGGUGGCAGAGCCAGUGGUACGAACGACAAGGCGGGUAGCCAAAACCUGCUCAGCCGUUUUGUCAGCUUGAGGAGUAUCAAGGAGGAGUUCUUGGCGACAACGAAGGUCAUCUAUCCCAGCAACGAGGUAUAA
Molecule: messenger RNA, 1806 nt
Organism: Colletotrichum truncatum
Lineage: Eukaryota; Fungi; Ascomycota; Sordariomycetes; Glomerellales; Glomerellaceae
Source: RefSeq, a predicted model, not a curated record